This is a messenger RNA of Dipodomys ordii (Ord's kangaroo rat), 5583 nucleotides long. RefSeq names its product amyotrophic lateral sclerosis 2 (juvenile) chromosome region, candidate 11 (gene Catspert). The transcript has 18 exons. Lineage: Eukaryota; Metazoa; Chordata; Mammalia; Rodentia; Heteromyidae. The record is from RefSeq and is a predicted model, not a curated record.
AUGCAGGCCAUGACAGGAUACAUUGAGCAUGAGUGGUCUAAGAUGCUGAGACAAACUUUUCAUGGGUCUGACAGUGAAGAACAAGUGGUAGCACGUGAAACACGAACUCUGGUUCCAUUUGGGGAUGUGGUUUCUGUUGAAACCUGUUUUGAUGGGCUUAGCAUUGACUGCAUUUCUCUCACAGCUUUCAUCAGUGCUCAUCAAGAUAAUUUGUUCAUUCGGAUAUCAAUAAACACCAUUGUGAAAUGUACAAAAACUUAUAAUUUGACAUCCAGUAGCAAUGAAAAGAACCCUGUAAUUAUAUUUAGUGAUGUGAAGUAUUUUACUAUACAGGUUCCCAGACGUCAAGAGGAUGAGCGCAAUAAAAUUUUGUUGGAACUAAUGCAAUAUGUCAAUUCAGAAAAUAUUCCUUUUCUUUUAGGGAGUGUUGAAGUACAUCUUUAUGAAGUAAUCCAAAAAGGGUGCUUUACUGAAGAAUUAAACAUGUUGAAGAAAAAUAAAUUUGUCUGCAAGUUGGAUGUGGAGUUUAUGUUCACCUAUGGAAACUUUGGGUAUGGAUUUUCACAUCAGUUAAAACCUCUUCAGAAACUUAUCGAGCCAUCUAUGUUUAUGAAGAUUACACCACCCCCGGAGAGAACAGAUCCCCAGACAAAUGUUAUUACACCCCAGCCAAUAAGUUAUCCAGCAUUCUUAUCCCAGGACCUGAAUGUUACUGUUGGAACUCAAACUGAUAAGAAACAUUCCAUCCAGACACCUAUAGUGCAACUAGAAAAGCUUCAGCAACAGCCCCGGGAAAGGCUGAAAAAAAUGAAAUCGAUGUAUAGAAACAUGCAAACAUGGACAGAAAAAGCUGCCUAUUUAGAAAGCAUCAUUAACCCCAAAAUGGAUACUAAAGAUUCUAAGAAAGCUAGUAUGACUGACAAAUUUGAAAGCUGGACUCAUAUAUUAGAGGAGCCUGAAUCUAGAACAUUAGAUGUUCCUGUUACAUCUGAAACUACUGCAGCUGAGGUUUCAUUCCCCACUAUCCCUAUCCUGGAAAUAACAGAAGAUGACGAAGUAAUACCAUUAGGAUAUGAAACAGAAGCCAUGCCAGAGGAAAAUGAGAAAAAAGUGUCUAUACUUCCAUCAGGAGGACAUUUGAAAGCUCCACAGCUGUGCAUUUAUACAAAUACACCAGGCUCAUCUCAACCAGAGGAUACCAUGAACAAUCUGGUGUCUGAGCAGAGACUUAUCACAAGGGUGGAGCAACAGCCGAGGGCCUCCACUGUGGUAGGCAGUGCACAGCGGGAGUGUGGUAUGAGUGCUGCCACUGAUGCGCUGAAGCUACCAGCUUGUAUUGCCAAGCAGACAGCUGCAAAUCUGCAGCACCUGCCAGCUGCAGACAUGAAAUUCCAAACCGAGAGCGGCUACUACAGAAAAAUAGUAUGGUUACUGGAUGACAAACCCCACAGUGCAAUAUGUCGCAAAGUCAGAGAAGAAGAGGAGCCAGCCAAGAUGGUGGCUUUUUCGGGAAAUGAGUUCAUGACACCAUCUUCCAAACAAGAAUAUAUAGAAUUAACAACAAAAUUUAAGGUGAGUCCUGAUUUCAUUUUAGUAACAAUUAUAUCCAGUGCUACAGAAUUUACCUUUUUAUUUCAAUUUCAGAAAUUCCAAUUGGGCAAUUUUGAUCAUUUUCUAAGGAAUGUAAGCAAAGAAAGGCCAGUCAGCAAAAAGGAAGACCAGGAUAUGUACAAAUGUAUAAGCACUUUAAGUCCAGAAGUUGUAGAGCAUGAAGAUCAAGAUCCUCCUUACUCGAAAAGUUUACAAACUGGAGGUUCUUCUAAAUCUAAGAAUAUAUGUCCAAACCCAAGAGUACAGAUGUUUGACACAAAGAGUAAGUUGCCUCCUGAGCCAAGCAUCAGUGCAAAAAAGCCUUCAGAUACUAAAGAUAAGUUGAAAUAUGAGGCUACCAUCUGCACAGUAAAGACUUCAGGUCUUAAGAAUAAGUUGCCACUUGACUCUACUAUCAACACAGUAAAGCCUUCAGAUACUACGAAUAAACUAACUCAAUGCCCCCCCGCCAGGAACACAACAAAGUCCUCAGCUACUGUAACUAAGUUAGUUCAAAACCCCUGUAUGAACACAACAAAGACUUCGGUUACUAAGGCUAAGUUAGUCCAUGAGUCUGAUUGCAUAAAGAAAACGUUAGAAACUAAGUUAGAAGAAAAUCUAUUAAAUGUAUCUUCACCAAACCUCCAUGUAGAAUCAUCAAUGAGUAGAAAUUUAAUUACACCCAAUUGCUCAAAGUCAUCAAAUCUUACUUCUGAUAUAGAAAAUUUAAAGCAAUUAAUGGUACUUAAGUCAAUUUUAAAUCAAAAUCUGCAAGACUUCUCAGACAAGCUGUUUCCUAAGCCAGAAUUUUUUGUGAACUUUGAGGCAAUAAAGGACAGUUCUUCACUCACAUGCUUUCAAGACUCACCACCAAACAGUAGGGAAGAGGAAGCAUUUGCAAAACUCCAAGAUAUAAACCAUUGGCUUUCAGACCAAAGCAUUUUAAGUUCAAAGACUCUUUUAAAUCAGGUUUUUAAAACUAUUCCUGACAAUGUACUUCCUGACAAUGUCCUUCCAUCUCCAGAGAUAAAAGGUGUCUCUGAAAAUCACCUAGACAUUGAUGGGAGCAAUUUUCCAGUGAAAAGAAAGAAUUCUUCUAAAAAGAAACAUUUAAUAAUUGAACCUUCUAGCUUCAAAUCAGAUUUACGUGACCAAGAACAUGACAAUACCAUAAAGCAAAUAUUCACUGCACCAGUUUUCACCCAGUUGGGAAUAGGAAGAAAGGAGCUGAAUGAAGCCCAGAUGAACUCACCGGGUCAGUUGUCCACACCUUGCAACAGAAGUUCAUCUUUAUAUAGACCAGUUAAUGAUGGAGAAAAAGAUGAUAAAAUGCAAUUAACACAGGGCAAAUCUUUUAUGAGCCAGAUAAUACAAACAUUUCCUGUAGAUACUCUUUUAGAAUCUGGGAUAAUCAAAGUGAUAGAACUUGAUAAAGAACACCAAAGCGCUUUGCCAAAUGCAGUGACAACCUCUUCUGAAGAAGAGUUGAAGGAUUGCACAGAAGGCAAAAACAGAACAGAAUCCUGGUCAGGGCAUAAUAUAUUUAGCAUUGCUCAAAAAAUGAAUGCUCCUGUAAGUAGUGUUGAAUAUACAGAAGGUCUUCAGAAUAGGUCCAUACGAAAUUUGAAAUACUCAAUACAAGAUGAAAAACCAGGCAUGUCAAGUGAAAUUCAGAGUCUUGAUAAAGAAGAAAGUGAUCUAAAUUAUACUUUAGAAAUGUUAAAUAACCCGCUGAUGGGUAAUGUUAAUGAGCCCAAUGAAACAAUGUUAAAAUCCUUUUUAAAAAACAUCUUUAAUGUUUUUUUCAAAUAUAAUCAGACUGAAAGAAAAAGAAAACCAGAAAAGGAGCUAGAAAGUCUAAUUCAACGUUCUUUACCGAGUAAUACAGAAAACGUGGAAGAAAUGCAACUAAAUCUUCAUGAAACAGACAAAUUAGACAGAAAAUCGAUUUUGAGUCCAAAGCUACGUUUGUUUCUAGAAGAUCUCUCGGAGUCAGAAAUAAAAAAUUUAAAAUCUGAGUUAAGUAAACAUAUCCAGUGUUACCUUGUAGAAAGACUUUCACAGUCUGGUCAUAUGAAAAAGGAAGACUUAGCAGAACUCUACCAAAAUCUGCAUUUCAUGCAUGAGAAAACAGAACUGAAAGACCAAAAUAUUUCUCAGGAGAAAUAUUCUGAAAUUGUAAAAGAGAUCAUGUCAUUUGUAAAUAAUUUUAACUAUCAUUUCAUCGACAAACAUUUAGAAAUAAAGCUAAAAUCUUUUUUAAAUGAAAUCCUCCAGAACUAUUUCCUAAAAAACAUUUCCGACAGUAGUUUAUUACAAGAGUCAGAAUCUGUAACAAACAUAUCUCCUCUAAGAACUGAAAGUGCUUCAAUAUCUUUGCAUGACUUAGCCCAAGGUAUUGCAAAGGGAAGUUUUAGUCAGAGGCUUGAAAUAAACAUGAAAUAUCCCUUAAGUGAAUCUCUACAAAAUAAUCUUCGCACUUUAUCAGAGAAUAAAUUACUAAGUAUCAGAACUGAUUUAACCAAACAUGUUCAGGAUCUUUUUAUAGAUAAACUUUCAAAAUCAGGCCUAAUGACAGAAAGGCAAUUAAAGGGAAUCAAUCAGCAUAUAAGUUUGCGUAAUCCUACUUGUAUACCAUUAGAAUGCAAAGAAAAAGGUUUGCCUUUUAGAAAUGAAGAUUACUUCAUGGAGGAACAUACAGAAAAGCAAAACAAAUAUUCAGAAACUGGUCAAAACACUCUGCAAAAUGCUCCUGGGGAUACAGGUAUCGAAACAGAACUGAUGAGAAAGGAAGAAAGGGGCAAUCCAUUCUUAUUCAAUGUAAAAGAAGAUCCAUCAACAAUGAAAGAAAACCAUUAUUCUCGAGAGGGGGUAAAAACAUUAAGUUUAACAAAAGUACACUCUACUUUCAACCAAAGUACCCCAGUGAUUCCUUUAAAUAAGUCCUCCGAAGGACUUGCAGAGCUGGUGCUUAAGAAACACAAGAAAGACCAUGGCUUCAUACAACUUACUCAAGCAGAAAAUUCUGUUUAUAAUACAGACACUCCAGACCUACAUAGUUGGGAUGAUAAACCAAAAAUGAUACAGUCAAAAGAUUACUUUGAGAGGAAACUGGAAGCAAAUCCUCUUGGAAGCAGGGAGAGUAUUAAUAUUUGUAAGUUGACUGUUCGGGAAAAUCCUGUAGCAGCAUUGUCACCAUAUCCAAGAAUUCCUAGUGACAAAAUGCCAAGGGAAGAUGAACAUUUAAAUAGAUUCACUUUCUCUUCCUGGCAAACUAACACCGUAAUUCAGUUCAAUUCAGAGAGUGAGGAACCAUCAAAAUUAGACCAGUAUUGUCAGAGAUUAAAAGGAAAUAACAACAACAAUAAAGAACACUUGAUAACCUUUACACAAUUCAAGAAAGAAAUACAAACUCUUUGUGUAAACCCAAGUGAAAUUUGCAGUAAAAAAUAUGCCAAGACCCCUGAAGCACAAUCAUUUAAAGAUGAAGAAAACUCAAAAACAUCCUUUUUCCCAGAAGUAUUGAAGAGAGAAAACAUAAAAUUCAAAGUUCGAAAAGAAAAAGAAACUAUUGCCAAACCAAAAAGGUCACUUGACAAGAUGGUAGGGAUGCCAUCUAACACACUGCCUGCUGCCAGAAUUGAUCCAAAGAAAUCUGUCCCAAGGACUUUGCCUCAGUGCACUGCAAGAAGUACUAUACAUGAUUAUUUGGAUAAAUUUGAGGAUUUACAUGUAACCUCGCUUAACCAUCUUAAAAACUCACAAUCAAGAACAAGACUUUUAGAAAAGAACCCAGAUGACAGCUAUAAUCAGGCAAAACACUGUAUAAGACCGUACACUGCGCCAGAGACUAACAAACGACGAGGGAGUGCCACUGGAAAAUUCUCAUGUCCUCGAAUUAUUACAGCAGACUCACGUUACAUGUGCAGUAGAACCCCAAACUAUUAGAUGUAUAAAAUGUGGCCCAAAAAAUUAAGGGAGGAUGUUGACUAA